AUAAGCGUGAGUUGCCUCCCGGCAGUCCAGUGUCGCUGAUGGCGGGGAGAUGCGAGGUAACCUCCUCCAACUUUCAUCUUGGCUGCCUAACAAGAGCUCUCAGUCCUGCUAAUAUGAGUGAGAGGAAUAUUUCCUUCCUGAAGCGGGUGAAGAAGGUGGUGUUCCACAACAAGAGAGCACUUAGGGUGUGUGCAGUAACUUCUGCCUUUACUGGCGCCGGAUAUUACUUCUAUUACCGUCCUCAUUCUCAAGCUUUGUCUCAGAAGAUCAAAGAAUUAGCUCUGGAGGAUAGUGAGGCUGCCACAGCUGAUGAAGAGAUGACGAACCAAUCUUCAGACACCACAAGAAAGAUAUGGGAGGAGAAUGGGAAUCUGCCUUAAACGCAUAUUCAGUACUUUCACAUUAUUUUUCCCUUGAAGACCGAGACCGAGAGCGAUCUGAUGAAUUUAUUUUAUUUUUUCAAUAAACCUUAUUUGUUAUAAGGAUGUGUAAGGGGUUCAAACAAUAUUUGCUUAUAUAUUAUAAUAUACACGAAUGUACAACAGUAAUUACUGUAUAGUGAUCAUUGAUCUAUGCUGUAAUGUUUGAAGAAAGUAAAUUUUGUUACUGGUGCAACUUCAGUAAUCUUAAUGACGAGGAAAUAUACAAUUCCUCAUAGAGUUUAUGCACAGUAUAUAUGUUUUGUUUUGGUCAUGGACUGCAUGCAACAUUGCAGUAAAAACCUUGUAUACAUAAAUGUUCAUUUUAUUUGUAAUGGAACACAUUGUACUAUAUAUUAUUAAUUCAUUACACUUGAAACUAUUGAUAAGUUUAUAUAUUUGUAGUGAAAUAUUGAUUAAACAGCAUUAGUUGUAUGCAUGACUUUGUAAAUUGUCUUGCCUGUAUAUAUAGAAUAGCUCUAAUUUCAUUGCUUCGAGUAAUCUUUAUAUAUAAACAUUAUAUUUUAUGCGAAUGAAGGAAAAAUAUAAUUGAAGCCUAAAAUGAGUGGUGGUCGAGGUAAUCGCCUUUCUCAUAAGAAAAAAAGGGCUGUAAUUCUGCAGUGUGCAUCAUCUUUAUUUGAUAUCAGGUAAUUUAUUUCUAAAUCAUAAGUUACAGGAAAAAAUUUCAUUCUUUAAUUAAAUGCUCACCCCUGAAAUUUUCUAAUUACGAAUGAUAUAUCUUACCUCUUGUCACCCAGUAAUAAGAUCCUGUUAAUACUUAUUAUUUUUUAUUAAUUUUUAUUUACACUAUUCCUGGCUACAUAAAAAUUUGAAAUAGGGUAAUAAUAAUACUUAGUCAAAAGCCAUAAUUGCUUUCAUCAAUGAAAUUGAAACCCCGAUCACUGAAUUAAGUCAGAAUAUUAAAGAUAAAAAAUAUUAAUUAUGUUAAGGAGCUGGAAUAUGCCAAACGCAAAAACACAAUGAAAGCUUUGUAAAGAUGCUGAUAAAGACAUCCUAUAACGUAGUUGAAACAUUUGUUGAAUCAUCAACCUGAAAAAUAGAAAGUAACGUGCACCAAGGAGAUGUAGCUUCUCUAGGCUUCCCAGAAUGCUUGUGCUCAACCAAAACUGUCUUCAAGGGUGAUAGGAUUGGAGGCCUACUCAUUUCCGAUUUGUGACCUUAACCUGUCGGGGUUUUUUUCUGUCUCCGUAUUAAAAGUGAAAAAUCCAUUUGUGGCGAAACGUCCCCUUAGAUAAAUGUCUUGAUUGUGCAUGUCUUAUUCUCACAAAGUCUGAAGGUUAUUCUACAUUUCUGAUCUCAUUUGGAUUCCGGCACAAUUCUGAUCUCCAUACUACUAAAUAAACAUAAAUAAAUGUUGCUGUGUCAGACAGACAAGACAGCAACAUCUUGAUACAGGGAUUUAUUCAACGCUUGUCUAACCUAUUCCCAUGACCUACUUCCACUAGUGGAUUUUUCUUCAAGUGACUGCCUCCAACUGCUUUGCCUCGCCUGCCUCCAGCAUAUAAGCGUAUGUUGUACUUCUAUCAAGACUGGUAAACUGAACACAUCAUCUUCAUCCUCCACCGUUUCCACAAUAACGACACCCAAAUGUUG
Molecule: messenger RNA, 2033 nt
Organism: Cherax quadricarinatus
Lineage: Eukaryota; Metazoa; Arthropoda; Malacostraca; Decapoda; Parastacidae
Source: RefSeq, a predicted model, not a curated record